Gongylonema pulchrum is the source of this 648-nucleotide messenger RNA. The record is from the annotation of a GenBank genome assembly. NCBI's taxonomy places the organism in Eukaryota, Metazoa, Nematoda, Chromadorea, Rhabditida, Gongylonematidae.
GUAUUAAAAUCGUUGGAUCUGAAUCGUUUGGCACAACUCUACGGCGAUAUUAAUGAUGUUGACCUGUUUGUGCUUGGUCUUGCUGAGAAGCCACAAAUUGGGGCACUUGUCGGGCCCACAUUUGCUUGCAUUAUUGGUAAACAAUUCCAGAAGGCCCGUAGGGGAGAUCGGUUUUGGUACGAAAACUUUUUCGCUCCAUCAGCGUUCACCCUCGAUCAGUUGGCUGAAAUUCGCAAAACAACUCUUGCGCGUAUCAUCUGCGACAAUACAGAUGGCAUUGAGAAGAUUCAGCAAAAUGUCUUUGCAUUGGCCGAUAUUUAUGGGAAUUGUCCGAUGAGCUGUAAUUCGACGACUAUUGAUAGAGCUGAUUUGGCUCAUUGGACUGAUCAGGAGCCGAGACUCAAAUUGCCCAUUACAAAGGCCACCCUCGAAAAAGCAAUACGACUCGGCGCUGAACACGCUAAACGUCUGAAUGAAGCCGAGGCUGCGCGCAUUCGAGGGCAAGGGAGCAUUGGUGAUGUGAGCAGGAACCGGAAUUCGGCAAUUUUUGCGCAUUCGGAUCUAAUGGCACCAAAAAAAGAAUCGCUACAGAUAUCACAUCGUGCAGCAGUGCUCCGAGAGACGACCCGAGUUUUACUGGAAGGGUAA